UAUGAACUCAGUCUCUCGGUGGCGGUCCAUCGGCUCGGUUGCGUUUUUUUCUUGAUUUUUCUUUCUCCCAAAACCAUUUGAUCUUUGAAGAGCUUUCCUCCCAAUAAAAAGCAGAGUGUGUUGUAGUGAAGUGAUGCCCGCGGAAAGAUGUCUGUAAUCAUGAAGUUAUUGAUAUUUUCACUAUUGACGAUUGGCGCUCAAUCGAGCUACGGUUUGCCACCGUCGACCCUAGGCGAUGCCCUGGCCAGCGCCGGUCAGCUGUCCAAUCGGCUGAAGGAAACGGUAGCAUGGAAGACGUUCGCCGGCAUUGCCCGGGAGUCAGAUUCCAUCAAUUCAUUGGUCCGCAUCAUCCCCCAGACGACGAUGGGUUUCGUGCGUGAGGUGGUCAACUCGUUCCGGCAAAAAGAAUCCCGGAUCAUAGUGGCCACUCGGAUGGGUGCCCUGGAGGGUCGGAUGCAGCGGGUAAAGGGUGGUGGCCGGGGAGAAAUUUACGCCUUCAAGGGAAUUCGAUAUGCGCAGGCUCCGGUGGGGCAGUUGCGCUUCAAAGCACCACUUCCGGAGCUGCCGUGGAAGGGAAUAAAGAGCGCUCUCCGGGAGGGAUCCGUUUGCCCUCACAGGAGCAUGAUCUUGGAUAAUUUCAAGGGAAGCGAAGAUUGUCUGUUCAUAAAUGUGUAUACACCGGAUCUGCCAAUAGGGGACUACAAUCCGAGUUUUCCUGUAAUGGUGUGGAUCCAUGGGGGAGCUUUCUCUUUCGGAUCGGGUAAUGCUUUCCUGUACGGACCAGAUUAUUUGGUGCCGGAGGGUGUUAUUCUCGUUACCUUCAACUAUCGGCUUGGGCCCCUGGGAUUCCUAGGAACCGGCCAGGAUGCUCCUGGAAAUUCGGGUCUCAAAGACCAAGUCCUGGCCUUGAAGUGGGUUCGGGAUAAUAUUGCCGCCUUUGGUGGUAAUCCGAAAGAUGUGACAAUCUUUGGUCAAUCAGCAGGGUCUGUUUCGGUGCACAUGCUGAUGAUGUCACCGAUGGCCAAAGGAUUGUUCCACAAAGCUAUCGCUCAAAGUGGAACAGCUCUCAAUCCGUGGGCCAUUACUAGAACUUCCAAAGAGCGGGCGUUCCGGCUGGGAGGGCUUCUCGGUUGUCAGGUAAAUAACAGCACCGAGGAGCUGCUAGGCUGUCUACGAAAAACCAGCGCCCAGAAGAUCAUGGAUGCGGCCAUGAAAACCAUUACCGCAGAAGACAUCAAGAAGAGCAUCGGAUUACCGUUUGUGCCAUCGAUCGAAAACUGGAGCGGUGAGGAUGCGUCCGAGGAGGCACCUUUCCUAGCCGAAGAACCACUUGAGAUCAUGAAACGAGGCAACUACAACCGGGUGCCGCUGAUUGUCGGUUUCAAUUCACACGAAGCCAUGCUGUUCCUGCGAAGGGUACGGAAGGAUCCAAACUUGCUGCAAAACAUUGAUCGGGACUUCGAGCGGCUUUUGCCGACGAAUCUGGAAGUGGACCGAGAUACGGACGAGGGAGCAGCACUAGCCAGGAGAAUUCGUAGCUUCUACCUCAAUGACGAUCGCGUCAGCAACAACUCGAUUCAGAACAUGAUGGACCUAAUGACGGAUGUGAUGUUUCUGCAUGGCAUUUCCGAUUUGGCCCGGCUGCAUGCCACCCACGAUGGCCAGCACUCGACCUGGAUGUAUCGGUUCGCGUAUGACGGAUCACUCGGUAUUUACAAGCGGAUAUUGGGUAUCGAUUGGCCCGGUGCGUGUCACGGAGACGAGCUGGGUUACCUAUUCCACUUUGGGGUGCUCAACAUCCGGCUAGAUAACGAGUCCACUGAGCUGCAGACGAUGACCAAGAUGACUCGAAUGUGGACCAACUUCGCCAAGUACAGUAAUCCUACUCCAUACGGAACGGACGAUCCUAUCCUGGGCAUCCGUUGGCCGAAUGUCAUUCCGAAUACGAUGGCCGAGCUGCCAUACCUGGAGAUCACAGCAAACUUGACGGCCCGAGUCAAUCCCGAAUCCGAACGGCUCCGGUUUUGGGAUCAAACUUACGCAAAGUACAAUGGAAAUAUUUUAUAAGAGUUGUUAGUAUUAAACGCAGCAGUUGUACUCAUAUAGCUUAAUCUUUUGCGUCGUUUAGUUUAGCAUUUGUGUGUUGUAGGCGUUAGGUCGUACAAAUUCAUUACAAUUACGAGCACCAAUUUAGGAAUAUAUUAUGUUGACUAUUCUAAAUAUUAGUAAAAUGUAUAUGAAAUAAAUUACAUCAGAAUAGUGGUAUCAAAUAGAUUAUUCGAAUAAUUAGGAGUUUUGAGCUAGGCAUUUUUAACUUACCAUUUACAAAACAGACAUUUCUUACAAACAUUGAAAACACAUCAAAGCAAUUCAUUCAAGGAGAACAGACAUCAAAUCCCGCAUUAAAAGUAUAAAUCAAAACAUCAGCGCCAAUUUUAUUGAUUAUAAAACACCAAAAAUCGACUGAUAAUUUUUUUUAAAGGUAUUUUAAACCAUUAGGUUUAUUUAUCCCCAAAAAAUUGGCUAUAAAACAAUCAACAAUAAUGCAGUUGAAAUAAGUGAAACUUUGGUCUAGCAAAACCUUUUCUUAAAACUUCUCCCCAUCAGUCUUGUUUUAAAAAAUUAUGCUCAACUAUUACCAAAAAUCCUGAUAUCAAGUCUGUUCUCCGAGAUGGGACUGGAUCCAACUUAUAGUUUGAGAAAAAUAAAACCACAGAAAAAAGGUGCAAAUUUGUAUGAGCCAUAUCGUGUAUAGAAUUUUCCUGUUUGUUUUGUAUGUAGAAAAUACGUUUAGUUUUUCUUUUACUUUAAUGAGGUUAGUGUUUUAAAACAUAUACCAAUGACACCGUUUUUGAAUAGUUUUUUCUCUGUUUAAGGUUUACAUCAACUAGUUGACAGACUGACUGACGGAAUUAAAUUCGAUAGCAGGAGAUAGAGAUUAGAAAUAAAAAUUUAUC
Messenger RNA from Uranotaenia lowii, 2957 nucleotides. RefSeq names its product juvenile hormone esterase. Gene Ontology annotation, molecular function: hydrolase activity. The record is from RefSeq and is a predicted model, not a curated record. The transcript is spliced from 8 exons. The coding region runs from base 148 to 2067 and encodes 639 amino acids. Lineage: Eukaryota; Metazoa; Arthropoda; Insecta; Diptera; Culicidae.